AUGGCACUAGAGCGAGUGCAGAAGCCCAAGCCACGUUCCCCAGAUUCUGACAAGCAUCUCUCCGCACUCUACUUUAUCGUCAUACUUCAGCUCCUCAUUCUAAGUCAACUAUACCUGCAAGCGUUUGUCAUCCAGGAGAAAGAUGGGUUUCUUUGGACUUCGAGGGAGGAAACUCCAGAUGGCUCAGAUCUGGGCGGUCAUCUUGCCGUGCUAUCUCUUCUGACCGGUUCUGCUUCUACAUACAGGUUCGGUUACAACAACUCUAUCGCCGGAGGGUUCCUCAGUCUCCCAUCGUGGGUAGAGACCUUUCCUGCCCUCGACACCGUGCAUACAAAAGGAGCCACCAAAGACCAUAACUCGACCCUCCAAGGAACCGUCGUGGCGAUGUACACUUUAGGCUGUCUCUUCGGCUGCCUCAGCUGCAUCUGGCUAGGCGACAAGCUCGGUCGGAAGAGAACCAUCAUAUUCGGCGCCUUGAUCAACACGAUAGGUGCAGCUCUCCAAUCCUCCUCGUACUCGCUUCCGCAACUCAUAGUCGGUCGACUGGUCUCCGGAUAUGGCUUUGGACACAUUACAGCCACAGCUCCGAACUGGCAAGCAGAGUGUUCUGGUGCUGCUCACAGGGGUGCGGCGGUGAUGCUUGAAGGCUUGUUCAUCUCCUUUGGCUUGGCUAUCGGAGGCUGGACGAAUCUGGGCAUGUCUUUUCAUCACGGCUCUGUCACUUUCCGAUUCCCCAUGGCCUUGUCCGGCGUGUUAUCCAUUAUCAUUAUGCUUACUAUACCACUGCUUCCGGAGUCUCCUCGUUGGCUGACGAAGAAGGGCCGAGUUGAUCGUGCAAGAGAGGUUUUGGCCGACUUGACCGAUACUGACGCAAAUUCCGUCGAAGUGCGCGAGGCAAUCCGCGAAAUCGAAACCUCCUUGGCCCUCGCAGGAGAAGCCAAGCUCAAAGAUAUCUUCGCCAACGGACCGCUCCGCCUUCUGCACCGCAUGUGUCUCGCCUGCGCGGCGCAAUGCUUCCAGCAAAUGAGCGGCAUCAACGCCCUGGCCUUCUAUCAAGCCAAGAUCUUCGAAGACUACCUUGGCCAAACACCAAGAGCAGCAAAGAUCAUCGCUGCUUCGGUGUUUACCUGGCAGACAAUCUGCUCGCCCAUUGGUGUCUUGACCGUAGACAGGUUUGGACGUCGCAAGCUGAUGAUGGUAUCGUCUUUGGGUAUGGGCAUCUGUAUGGCUGUAGUUGCGGGCGGGUCGUCGCAGCCGGGAAAUACAGCGUCGGUGGGAGUUGCGGCGGCUUUCAUCUUCCUUUUCUCACUGUUCUUUCCAACCGGGUUCCUUGGACUUACGUUUCUAUAUGCUGCUGAGAUCUCACCGCUCAGUCAUCGAGUGCCCAUCACGGCCAUGUCGACUGGUAAGUCCAUCAAUUCUAUACUGUACAAAGAUCAUUCACUGACUAGCAUUAGCCACCGCCUGGCUGUUCAACUUUGUAAGAUUAAAUACCUGCGUGUGAUGAAAGAAGAUCUGACUAAGGGCUCAUAG
Messenger RNA from Fusarium musae, 1533 nucleotides. RefSeq lists its product as uncharacterized. Bases 1 to 1533 code for a protein of 510 amino acids. The transcript is spliced from 4 exons. Gene Ontology annotation, molecular function: carbohydrate:proton symporter activity. NCBI's taxonomy places the organism in Eukaryota, Fungi, Ascomycota, Sordariomycetes, Hypocreales, Nectriaceae. Gene Ontology annotation, cellular component: membrane. Gene Ontology annotation, biological process: transmembrane transport; carbohydrate transport. The record is from RefSeq and is a predicted model, not a curated record.